CUUCUCCAGCCCGUCUACAUAUACAUAUAUAGAAAAUGUCCCAACCACAAUUGUUGCAAAUUAAAUUGUCACGUUUCGAUGCCCAACCCUGGGGCUUUCGUCUGCAGGGCGGUGUGGACUUUGCCCAACCGCUGUUAGUGCAAAAGGUCAAUGCUGGCAGUUUGUCCGAACAGGCUGGCCUUUUGCCCGGCGAUGCGGUCAUCAAGAUCAACGAAGUUGAUGUCUUCAAUUUCCGGCACAAGGAUGCCCAGGAUAUUGUGGUGCGGUCGGGUAAUAACUUUGUCAUCACAGUGCAGCGAGGUGGCUCCACCUGGCGUCCACAUGUGACACCCACCGGCAAUGUGCCACAACCCAAUUCACCAUAUUUGCAGACAGUGACGAAGACUUCUCUGGCUCACCAACAACAGGAUAGCCAACACAUUGGCUGUGGCUAUAACAACUCGGCUCGUCCAUUUGCCAAUGGCGGCGGCGAUGGCGGCGUGAAGAGCAUUGUCAAUAAACAAUACAACACCCCGGUUGGCAUUUACAGCGAUGAAUCCAUUGCGGAAACACUUUCCGCCCAGGCGGAGGUUUUGGCUGGCGGUGUGCUUGGGGUCAAUUUCAAGAAAAACGAAAAGGAAUACCAGGCCGAUCGUUCUGAGGUGUUGAAGUUCCUGCGUGAGGAGGAGACUGGCCAGUCCACUCCAGAGCCGCACAGUCCGGCGAACUUUUAUUGGACACAAAGUCAUGCAAUUGGUGGUAAUGAGCGACGCACGCCAUUACCCACUCAGCUUCAGAGGCAGGACGAACGAAUUGGUACCAAUUUGCAGUCAAAUACGUUAGCUCCCGCUGCCACACACCGGCCGAGUCUGCCAGUUGCCAAACAAGCUGGGCCGGAGGGCAAUGAAAACACCACUGGACAACAGCAGCAGCAGCAGCAGCCGCAGCAAGAGCAGCCCGAUCCACGCAUCAUUGUUAUGCCGAUUUGCCCGGUACUGCAGAGCGAUGAGUAUAAGGCGGAUAUGGAGGCAGCAGCAGCGGCAUUGGCCAGCGAUGCUGGUGCAGUGCGUCCAUUGUCGGCCAGCGGACAUCCGGCAUGUCAGUUGUGCGGCGUGGGCAUUGUUGGUGUUUUCGUGCGCAUCAAGGACAAGAAUCUGCACGUUGAGUGCUUCAAGUGCGCCACCUGCGGCACUUCCCUAAAGAACCAGGGCUACUACAAUUUCAACAAUAAGCUCUAUUGCGACAUCCAUGCCAAAUUGGCAGCCCAGAACAAUCCCCCAGCCGGCACCGAGGGUUAUGUUCCAGUGCCCAUUAAGCCCAACACCAAGCUGAGUGCUAACACAAUUUCAUCGGCCUUGAACUCUCAUGGAUAUGGCAGCAAUGGCUAUGCCAAUGGCAAUUCAACGCCCACUCCAGCUCCUGUUUCGGCUCCUGUUGCAGCUGAUAACAAUAACACAAGCAACAGUAACAACAACAACAACGACAACAACAACAUCAUCACAAGUCAUUCAACUGACAAUAUGUCAUCAAAUUUGACUCUGGAUGAGCAAUCAUCAAUUUAUGGCCAAGCCCCUGUAGCCCCUCCCCUGGCAGGAUCUGCAAACACUGGGGAUCAACCAUUUGAAUAUGUCACCCUAACGGGCAAUGUGAUACGCAGUGUGCAGGCACCUGGCAAGGGAAGUGCUUCAGGAGCAGCCAACUACAAAGUCAAUCAGGGCUAUGCUCGUCCAUAUGGUGCUGCUGCUCCCAAAUCGCCGGUCUCCUAUCCACCGCAGCAACAGCAGCAAUCUCCUCGCCCGGCUCCCAUCCCAGCUGGCAAUCCUUAUGCCACUUUGCCCAGAUCGAAUGUGGGUCAACAAGAAACGGAGGAAGAGGAAGGCUUGCAGCCGCAAUAUGCUGAGGAAUGCUACGAGGAGGACAUUGAGGUGGCCAUGGCCGCCAGUCGCCGUUCGUUGCGCGGUUCUAGCUUUACCUGGCCGCCGCCUCAAGACGAUAGUCAUGCAGCUCCCACGGCAGCUCCACUCUAUAUAGCACCACCGGAAACUCAACAUAUUGUGGUGGCAAAUCCUGUACAAGAAGUACCACCAUUGCCACCGGGCAGUGCCACUGCGCGCCUCGAUCCACAGCCGCAGUGCCAACCACAUGCACAGGCGCAGAUACAGGCACAGAGUCAAGUGCCUCAGUGGCAAAGCUAUUCGGCUCCUCAGUUGACCAAUCAGAAUUUGCGGGUGACAGAGCAGGAAUCCAGUUCGGAUAGCUAUACCUCCACAUCGACCACCACAACGACUACGUCGGAGGAAUAUCAACGCAUGUAUGCCGCCCAAGUGCAGGCCUAUCAAAUGCAAGAGCAGUCGGGAUCCGAAUUCGACUAUCAAUUGGAUUACGGUAGCAUGCAGGAUGUACAGGAAUAUGCUUCGGGUCGGCGUAGUGCCCAAGAAUGUGUGGAUUCAUUAUCAGCCCCAUUGAGCACGUAUAAACUAAUUGAUUUGGUAAGGGAAGUGACACCCAGUCCUGUUCCCACACCAGUUCCAGCUCCACCCCCCAACGCUCGUCAUGUGGUCUUUAACGAUGAACCCGAGAUCAAGGAGCUUCCCAAGAUAGCCACUGAGCUGGAGACCAUACCCGAAUCCUCGGCCGAGGCGGAACUGAUGCUCACAGCAACCGAAGAGUUAGCUGAAGAGGAUCGUGAUGGCCUGAUCAUUGAGCAUCGAUGCCAGAUACUCGAGAGUGAGCGCAUGUUCCAGCCAACGCCAGAGAUUAAGUUUGAAAUUGCGCCAGUGCGCCAAAUUCCACCGACUAGGAUACCCAAUCCAAGUCCCAAAGAGUGGAUAAAUCCCAUGAUUCGUGUGCUGACCACAGCGCCAGAGGUGCCCUUUCAUUUGGUCGAAUGUCCCUUUCCCAAGCCCUGCGAUGAUGAAUUUGAGGCAAGGGCCGCUGAAGAAGAAGCCCUUCGUCCGGCUCCUGCUCCUGUUCCUGCUCCUGCUCCUGCUCCCCCUCCAGAACCUGUUUAUGAGGCGCCGCCAUUGUCUUUGCGUGAGUCACCGCCACGUGGCAGUCGUCUAAGUCAGGCUAUGGUCACAGCACCCGAGUUUGAAUUGCGCUUUGCCCCACCCGCCGAUCAAGGCAUACCCCUGCCCGAGGAGACAGAACCCUAUAUGCCGCCACCCAUCGACAUGAAACCCUAUAUGCGGGAGGAUUACCGACCAAAGUCACCAUUUGUCAGUGCUUUGACAACGGCACCCGAACGUCCUUUUGAAGGUCACUUUGAUCGGGAUGUACCUAUUCAUCUGAUUGACCUGCCUACACCCAAAGAGCACCUUAGCAUGGGCGACGCCCUAUGCAUUGCUCCCGAUCGCGGUUACACUCCUCUAAAUCCCGAGAAUGCCACCCAACGUGUCGAUGAGGAGCAAAAGCAAAAGGAAUUGAAAAAACAUGAAUUUCAGGUGCUCGAUCAUGAGGAGGAACUCGGUAUACGGCCGGAACCACCACAAUCUGUGGAAUACUAUAUCACGGAUCCAAAGCAGAAACGCAAGUCCUCGGCAUUUGCGGCCAUGCAAGCAUUCCAGCCGUCUCGUGAACCGCUAACCUCCUCUGCUUCCACAGCCCCAUCCACAUCGACAACACCGCGCGCUUCCAUUGCCUCCCUGUCCCGCGAACAGACCGACCUGGAAUACCAGAAAUACUGCAAGGCCCAAGAGCGUAAUCAGAAGCGUCUCGACUACUUCCAAAAGAAGGAAGAGGAGCUGCAGCGUUCAGCUCAGUCCCAGUCUCAGCAAGAGACUCAACAACAACAACAACAAAUCAUUGAACAAAACACACGCCGAGCGAGUGAAAUCUCUACCAAAGCAUCUGCUACCUUUAACUCCUCUUCCAUAGCCCAACAAUCCACCACCACUAAUGCCACCACCACCUCAGCUUAUGUAGCCCAGAGUUCGGCGAAAUCCUCCCAUACCUCCUCCGCUUACGGCCUGACUGCUUUAAAUACUACAGAGCUUAUCGAGGAGACGGCCGAUGAAUUGGAGCAUUCAGAGGUUCUCUUUCCGCCGCCAUCCCCGCUUAGCCAUCUCAAGCAAGGCAAACCCGUACAAUCCGGCCUUCACAAAGCGGACACCAUACCCAAAUAUCAGCGCAAUUGGACAGUGCUGCCCACCCAGAGUCCCAUACGCACCCCGGAGCCGCAGGAGUUGCGCGACAAUGUGCCACUGGCUUUUGUUGAUACACCCAAGGCCGAGACCAUUGCAAGCACAGGCACCACCUCUGCCGAUCCCAUUGUACAUAGACCCAUAGCACAGACAAAGGUCUCGUCUGUUAGUGCAGGAGCGGGACCAACGGCUGCGGCGGCGGCUGUUAGACCAUCGCCAUUGCCAUUGCCAAAGCCUUCGGUGCCCAUCAUAGUGGAGGAUCGUUCGGGUCCAGUAACUAUGGCUUUUCAAUCGCUAGAUGAAUACGAUCGUCCCGAUCAAUCGCAGACGCCGACUAGACCCUUCACACCGUCGCUAAUCAACAAGCCGGCUCCGAUAAUACCAUUCUAUCAGACGCCCGAGAAGUUGUGCUUCGAAGAGUGUGAGGCCACGCAUGCCCGUACCUAUGAGCAACAACUAUUAGCAGCAUCUCCUUUCCCAGAUCGCGUCCGUUCGCCGGCUCCGGGCCCACCACCGAAUCCCUUGUCAACCAUUCGUGCGCCACGCAUGAAGGAGCCAGAGUCCACACUGCUGGCAGUCGGAUCGGGGCCACGUCUACAAACUGGCUCCAUCACCACGGGACAGAGCUACCAGGGACAAUUGUUGGCCCACUCCGAGCAGAGCUCUCAAUCGGGCAGCCAGAGCUACAGUCAUCAGCCGGAGACACUUACAGAGCGUCGCAUUGGCAAUCUAAAUGUACAGCAACGUGAGCAAUCCUCACAGUUUCAACAGCAGCAACAAUCUCAAAUGCAAAGUCAGACCAAGACCCAAGUGGGCAAUACACAGAUUGAAAGACGCCGCAAGGUAACCGAAGAGUUUGAGCGUACCCAGAGUGCCAAGACAAUUGAGAUACGCACGGGAUCCCAAACUCAAACGGUUAGUCAAUCAGGACAAUCGGAAUCCACGGAACGUCGUUCGUCCUACGGCAAGACCGGAUAUGUAGCCAAUCAGGCCAGACGGCUCUCGGGUUUGGAACAGGUAAUUUCAAGUCUGACCAGUCAAUCACAAUCGAUAAGUGCUCGCGCCUCGGCCAUGGCCGAAAGCAAUUUCCCUCAAUUACGUUCACCGACUUUCGAUAGCAAAUUUCCCCUUAAACCGGCCACCGCAGAGUCCAUAGUGCCUGGCUAUGCUCCUGUGGGAGCUGGCGCCGCCAACAAGCUACUCGGACCGCCGCCCGGUUUCCUUCAACAGCAACAGCAACAGCUACAACAACAACAACAACAGCAACAGCAGCAAAAGUCUGCCUUUCAAUCGACCUCCUCGCUAACAUCAACAUCUGCCAUAGCCACAUCAUCGUCAUCAAGAUCAGCGGCAGCGUCAUCAUCGAUUCUAACCAAAGCUUCUGCUAUUACUACCACAACUAAUAAUCAGGCGUGCUCAGCUUUUAGAAGCAAUAGCAUCACUGGCAAUAACAACAACAACAAACCUAAUCUGGCCAAUCGGCCAUCCAUCGCUUCCAUCACAGCUCCAGCUCCAGCUCCAGCUCCAGGUCCAACUGUAGCGCCAGUGACCAAGUCUAUAAUAGCUGCUGCAACUGCCACGCCGCCAUCAACAUCAUCAACAGCUCCAGCUGUUUUUCCGCCAAAUCUAAGCGAUUUGAAUUUGAAUUCUAACGUAACCGAUACUUCUGUAGGUGGUGGUAAAAAUGGAGCCUUUGGUGCCACCUCGGCUCCCAAGCGCGGACGUGGUAUUCUCAACAAGGCAGCCGGACCCGGAGUGCGUAUCCCCUUGUGUAAUAGCUGCAAUGUGCAGAUCAGGGGCCCCUUCAUUACGGCCUUGGGUCGCAUCUGGUGCCCAGAUCAUUUCAUUUGCGUGAACGGCAACUGCCGUCGUCCUUUGCAGGACAUCGGAUUUGUUGAGGAGAAGGGCGAUCUCUAUUGCGAAUAUUGUUUCGAAAAGUAUCUGGCCCCACAAUGCAGCAAGUGUGCGGGCAAGAUCAAGGGCGAUUGCCUGAAUGCCAUUGGCAAGCAUUUCCAUCCGGAAUGCUUCACUUGCGGCCAAUGCGGCAAGAUCUUUGGCAAUAGGCCAUUCUUCCUCGAAGAUGGCAAUGCGUACUGUGAGGCCGAUUGGAAUGAGCUCUUCACCACCAAAUGCUUUGCUUGCGGUUUCCCCGUUGAAGCCGGCGAUAGAUGGGUUGAGGCCUUGAACCACAAUUAUCAUAGCCAAUGCUUCAAUUGCACUUUCUGCAAACAGAAUUUGGAGGGUCAGAGCUUCUACAACAAGGGCGGACGUCCUUUCUGCAAGAAUCAUGCGCGUUAAGAGCCCACACCAAGAAACUAUCGUCCUACAGACCCUCCUCAACCCCCCUCCGAAAACACAAACAUCCGACCAUGUUCGACUUCAGGGAUCACGCACACUAAUCUACCAAGCAAACAAACAAGCAAUCAAUCAAUCAAUCAAUCAAUCAAAUCAACAGCAAC
This is a messenger RNA of Drosophila willistoni, 6580 nucleotides long. It is a transcript of the gene Zasp52, whose product is annotated as PDZ and LIM domain protein Zasp. The transcript has 14 exons. Gene Ontology annotation, cellular component: stress fiber; filamentous actin; adherens junction. Gene Ontology annotation, molecular function: actin binding; muscle alpha-actinin binding. The record is from RefSeq and is a predicted model, not a curated record. The coding region runs from base 36 to 6419 and encodes 2127 amino acids. Gene Ontology annotation, biological process: actin cytoskeleton organization; muscle structure development. Lineage: Eukaryota; Metazoa; Arthropoda; Insecta; Diptera; Drosophilidae.